Molecule: messenger RNA, 1577 nt
Organism: Cladophialophora immunda
Lineage: Eukaryota; Fungi; Ascomycota; Eurotiomycetes; Chaetothyriales; Herpotrichiellaceae
Exons: 3
Coding region: 197-868 (223 amino acids)
Source: RefSeq, a predicted model, not a curated record
CAUCGUUUGAAUAGGUAGUCAGCCUGAUGCGCGCCAUUAUUAUUACCGUAUGAACCUCCCCUAUCCCCGCCAACUAGGUCAUUGACCUGUCUGUCCCUGUGAUUUAAGAUUCCGCUCGCUGCCUAGCAAUUCCAAUUCCAGGUCCAAGCAAAGCGACCUCGAGUCUGGGAGGCCCAGGCUCGCCAGGUGUCUCGACAUGUCAGAACUACCCGAUUAUUACUCCAUACUCGAAGUUGCGCCCGAAAGCGACCAGGAAGCGAUCAAGAGAGCUUACAAGAAAGCGGCGCUGAAAUGGCAUCCAGAUCGGGUUGCGGCCGACUCGGACGAGCGUCCCAAGCGGACGAAAAUGUUCCAAAAGAUCAAUGACGCCUACUACACCCUCUCGGAGCCCACGAGGCGGCGAGAGUACGACGAAGCAAGGCGAUUCCACGGCACCGCGAGCUUUGACGAGUCGGCCGAUGAAGAAAUACCAAGACCUCCUCCUCCCCAGGCGGGAGCGCAGUCUUGGUUCAACAUGUUCGGCUUCGGCCGUCCCGCGGGAGACACCCAGGAAGACCAGUUUGCGAAUGAACAGUUCAAGGGCGCGUUCGAGGAGAUGAUGCAGGAGGACGACCUGGCCGACGACACUCACACCCCCACCAAGCGCUUCUGGACCAUCGCCGGGGGUAUCUCGGGCGGUGUUCUUGGUUUCAUCGUCGGCAACUCGGUCGGGAUGGUCACGGGCGCCGCCGCGGGCAGCAGGAUGGGGGCGAUCCGUGACAAGCAAGGCAAGUCGGUCUACGAGGUGUUCCAGGCGCUCGACCAGGGCCAGAAAGCUCGCAUUCUGAGCGAGCUUGCGGCGAAACUGUUCAGCGGCGCGAUCAGUUGAGGGAUGGGAGCGGGAAACUUGGUGGGUUUGCAGCUUCAGACGCCGGGAUGUUUUUUUGGAUUUGUGGUAAAAACACGCUCGGUGUUUUCUGGGUCACUUCGUUACAGCGCGGGUUCCCUUUUUUUUUCCCCCCCUACCCACCCCCCGACUUUGAAGCCACGGUACUUUGAUCAAACCGCCAGGAUUCUGCCUCAGGAAAAGCCCGGUGCUUAUUGGCCAUUCACGGAAAAUACCCAGCGCUACGGGCAUACAGGGCCCGAACAAGAAGGUGCCAAAGGCAACGGCCCCAAGACUGAUCAAGCACCCUUGGAUGAUGCUGAUAAUACACCCCGGCUGCCUACAGGGUGAGGUGCUUAAGAGGUUAAUCUCGAUCGUCGGCUCGGAAGGACUGGCGAGAUCCCGAAUAUAAGAGUGCCGGGGGAGCUGGAGUUUGCGAUGAUUUGUGCAGGGGUCGGUCCUCUGUUUGGGGAUCGGCCAUGGAUUCAGAGUCCUACCUGAAUCGACAGGUUCCGGCGGACAAAAGACGGGCUUUUUCCCCGAUCGCCAUCGAAAAUCUGUGGCGUUCGGACCAAGUAUACGUGACGAGCUGGCGUAGCGGGCCAGAAUGAUGGAUGCGGCAACGAGGGGAGAAUAAAUGCACAUAGAUUGACAACACAAUGUAUUUUCAUACCACAUAAAGUCACCACGUCUCUUCCAGGCAGCCAAUUCA